CGCGACCCGGCUUGGAGGGCAGCUGGGUGCCAGAACACCAAAGAGGUGAAGGAAGAAGGCUCACCCGACAGCUAUGAGCUGAGCCCCCAGUUAGAGGAACUCAUCAGCAAGGUCAGCAAAGCCCACCAGGAGACCUUCCCCUCGCUCUGCCAGCUGGGCAAGUACACCACGAACUCCAGCGCAGACCACCGGGUGCAGCUGGACCUGGGGCUGUGGGACAAGUUCAGUGAGUUGGCCACCAAGUGCAUCAUCAAGAUCGUGGAGUUUGCCAAGCGGCUGCCCGGCUUCACUGGGCUCAGCAUCGCCGACCAGAUCACUCUGCUCAAGGCCGCCUGCCUGGACAUCCUGAUGCUGCGGAUCUGCACGAGGUACACUCCGGAGCAGGACACCAUGACCUUCUCCGACGGGCUCACCCUGAACCGCACCCAGAUGCACAACGCAGGCUUCGGGCCCCUCACAGACCUCGUGUUUACCUUUGCCGGGCAGCUCCUGCCGCUGGAGAUGGACGACACGGAGACGGGGCUGCUCAGUGCCAUCUGCCUCAUCUGUGGAGAUCGCAUGGACCUGGAGGAGCCUGAAAAAGUGGACAAGCUGCAGGAGCCGCUGCUGGAGGCCCUGAGGCUGUACGCCCGGCGCCGGCGGCCCAGCCAGCCCUACAUGUUCCCGAGGAUGCUCAUGAAAAUCACCGACCUGCGGGGCAUCAGCACCAAGGGAGCAGAAAGGGCCAUUACCCUGAAGAUGGAGAUUCCAGGCCCGAUACCCCCCCUGAUCCGAGAGAUGCUGGAGAACCCCGAAAUGUUUGAGGACGACUCCUCGCAGCCUGACUCCCACCCGAAGGCCUCGAGCGAGGAUGAGGCUCCUGGGGGCCAGGGCAAGCGGGGUCGAAGUCCCCAGCCGGACCAGGGUCCCUGACCUCCCCAACCGUGGGGUUGGGCUCCAGGCAGCAGCCUGACCAUCUCCCAGGCACCACCAGUGACCGGGGGAGGACCUGUUCUGCCCUUUUCCACCCCUUCCAAAGAGCUCCUUGUUUUUGCCAAAGUUUCCAGGGGUGCCUCUGUUCACCCCUUCCCGCUCGAAGCGGCUCCGUCUCCAGCCCUGGGGGGCCUGCCCUGCUCCCACCAGGAGAGAGGCCGGAGGGGUGAGCCUGGGUAUGGACUCUAACGGUCUCAGCACUGCCCCUCUGAUACCAGGGUCCCAGGCUAUCCAGGCAGGAGGAGGAUUCUCUCCUUCCACAACCCUUCUACUGCCAGGUGCUCGGGCCUCUGGGAGCAAACAGGAACACUAGAGACCAAAAGCGAAAGGGCUGAACCCGCCCUCUUGCUCCUACCCUUGGUGCCUCAUGCUGGCUGAUGCACCUGCCGGGUGCACGCCGCCCUCUGUGCCCAGGUCCGGGUGUGUGGAGGGGCAGGCUGGCCCUGCAUUUCGGGGGCCGGGCCAGCAGGUGAAAGGGACAGAUUCCGGUGCCUUCUGCACCUCUGCUGGGUGCAGCGUUGACCGGGUACCCUCCGUUACAAGCCCCUCUCGUGGCCCUGUCAUGUGCCUUGGGCUCCUCCUGCCUGCCAUCUCAGCUCUCAGGCAGGGACCCUCCUACACUACACAGGGGCCAGGGGAUCCCUCUCCCCAGUGCCUUUUACCCUUGAUCCCCAGGGCAGCUUGGCCCAGGGAGGGGGGAUGCUGCUUAGCUGACCCCGCCCUGUCCCAGAGGAAGCCUCUAUUUAUUUAUUAGCUUUUGUUUACACCCUGGAAUCGACCCCUUCCUCCAGGGGUCUUGGGAGGGGGAGCCCAGGGCCUCUGAGAUCCCUCCCUUCUUCCUCCAAGCCCCAGUUUGUAUUUAGCUGCCAAGUAAGAUUCCCACGGGCUCCCCCUUUUUCUCUGGGGGGUCAGGGUGCUGUCCCCUCCCUUCUGUUUACAUCUCCCCUCCACCCCGCUCUACUGCAUAUCGCUGA
Messenger RNA from Oryctolagus cuniculus (rabbit), 1946 nucleotides. RefSeq names its product retinoic acid receptor gamma. Gene Ontology annotation, molecular function: RNA polymerase II cis-regulatory region sequence-specific DNA binding; nuclear receptor activity; nuclear glucocorticoid receptor binding. The record is from RefSeq and is a predicted model, not a curated record. Gene Ontology annotation, cellular component: nucleus; transcription regulator complex. NCBI's taxonomy places the organism in Eukaryota, Metazoa, Chordata, Mammalia, Lagomorpha, Leporidae. Gene Ontology annotation, biological process: cellular response to corticotropin-releasing hormone stimulus; retinoic acid receptor signaling pathway; regulation of transcription by RNA polymerase II.